AUGAACGGCGAUUCUAUCAAAGACUUGCACGUGGCCAUUGUCGGCGCCGGUAUUGGGGGACUCGCUCUGGCCAUGGGCUUGGAAAAGAAAGGAGUACCCUAUACAAUCUAUGAAGCAGUCCCGGGAUUUUCAGUCGUGGGCGCGGGCAUCGGGUUCGGGCCGAAUGGCGAACUGGCACUGGGCAUGCUGCAAGAAGGAUUCCGUGCACAAUACGAGAAGGUAUGUGUAGGCAAUAAGCCCAUUGAGCCUCAGGAUAUCUACUAUGAGGGCAUGCUCUUGCAGCCAGGUUUUGAUCUUAACGAACCAUGGCGCGGCAAGUCUGCCUGGGGCCACCCAAACUACGUCCGCAGAAGUGCCCAUCGCCGCGCAGUCCUUGAAAUAAUGACCAAAUAUAUCUCAAUUGAAAAGGUCCGUUUCAGCAAAACCGUAAUGGGUGUUCAACAGCAUCCAGGCAAGGUCAUCUUGAAGUUUGCAGAUAGCGAUACUGCUGAGGCUAGUAUCCUUGUUGGCGCCGAUGGUAUUAAUAGUACGGUGAGGAAGCAUGUUUUGGGACCGUUGUAUCCCAGCCAGGUUGAACCGGUGUAUGCCAACUCGUAUUGCUACCGAGGCGUGAUUCCAAUAUCUGAAGCCAAAGAGAUAUUUGGAAAUCUCACCGACGUGGCCAAGAUGUACGUGGGCGAAAAGCGCUGUUGUGUCACGUAUAUGAUUUCGAAAGGCGAGGGACUCAAGAACUCGGUAUCUCAGAAGAUCAGCCAUGGGGCCAUGAUGGCUGACUUUGAAAGCCCCGAAGCGGACGAACGAUUCCGCCGCUUGCUGAGGGAGGCCAGACCGGUGAAGUGGGGAUUCUUACAUCAUCAGUACACGUCGACAUAUUAUCGUGAUCGGGUCGUGCCUCUGGGUGACAGCGCCCAUGCGUCUCUGCCGUUCCAGGCCGCUGGUGCUGGUCAGGGCUUAGAGGAUUCCUUGAUACUCUCUAACCUUCUGGCCAGGAUAUAUCACGCCCCUGACCAAGGCGCAGCACUGGCACCAUAUAUUUCUGCCGGCCUUGUAGCGUAUAACGCUAUUAGGCGGCCAAGGGCUCAGAAACAAUUAGAGCGGGCGGGUGAAAUGAGCCACAUGCUUCACUUCCAGCACCCGGAAACUGGCAAAACGCUUGAUAAAAUAGCUUCAAAACUGCAAAGAUAA
This is a messenger RNA of Aspergillus piperis CBS 112811, 1185 nucleotides long. Its product is annotated as FAD-dependent oxidoreductase. NCBI's taxonomy places the organism in Eukaryota, Fungi, Ascomycota, Eurotiomycetes, Eurotiales, Aspergillaceae. The coding region runs from base 1 to 1185 and encodes 394 amino acids. The record is from RefSeq and is a predicted model, not a curated record. Gene Ontology annotation, molecular function: FAD binding. The transcript has 6 exons. Gene Ontology annotation, biological process: secondary metabolite biosynthetic process.